GCUUGUAGCUGCUAAGAGUCAGUGAGAGCGCUUAAUCUGAUCAGUCCUGAAGAAAAGUUCACGUAGAACAUGGGGGCUAAACUGCUGUGCUUCUGCCUCGCCUCUGCCCUUGUCUCAUACUACAUCUAUACCCCCAUCCCAGAGAACAUCGAGGAGGGCUGGAAGGUGAUGCUCGUAACCUCUCUGUUUAGGACCGUUGGGCAUGUGGCUGAGGUUGCCGAUCGGCUGGGUAUGAUGCACUACAUGGAAGUUAUGAGGCUGAUCACAGUUGCUGAACACGUUGCACCGACCUCUGAUGAGAACGUCACCGUGACAGACACGGAGUUCAGCAACGUGGCCGUCCGCCUGUAUCUGCCCAGGAAGCCAGCCAGUGGGCUGAGGAGGGCAGUGAUCUACUUUCAUGGUGGAGGAUGGUGUGUAGGGCAGGCAGGCAUGAAAUCCUAUGAUCUUCUGUCAAGGUGGACUUCAAGCCAGUUAGAUGCUGUGGUCGUAUCAGUCGAUUACAGGUUGGCACCUAAAUACCAUUUUCCAGUUCAAUUUGAAGAUGUGUAUUCAGUGACAAAGUUCUUCCUCCAAAGCAGUGUGCUCUCCCAGUAUGGGGUAGACCCAAACAGGGUCUGUGUUGCAGGAGACAGUGCUGGUGGCAACUUAGCUGCAGCUGUGGUACAAAAGCUGCUAGAGGACUCUGAAGUCACAACUAGACUUAAAGCACAUGUUUUGCUUUAUCCUGCUCUUCAAACCCUUGACCUGAAUUUGCCAUCUUAUCAACAAAAUGAAAAUGGCCUAAUUUUACCCAAAUCACUUAUGGUCAGGUUCUGGAGUGAAUAUUUUACUUCUGAUUCCUCUCUCAGGGAAGCAAUGACCUCCAACAGUCAUGUCCCAGCUGAAUCAGGACAUUUGUUUCAGUUUGUAAACUGGAGUAAUUUGCUACCAGAAGAGAUGAAAAAAGAUUACGUUUACACCAGUCCUGUUUUUGGAAGCUCCGAGCUUGCAAAAAAGUACCCUGGGUUUCUGGAUCCGAGAGCGGCCCCGCUGCUGGCUGAGGAUGCCAGGUUACGUGGGCUGCCCCCUACCUACGUCCUCACAUGCGAGUACGAUGUCUUACGGGAUGAUGGAGUUAUGUAUGUCAGUCGCCUCAGGGCAGCAGGAGUUCGAGUCACACAUGAUCAUGCCAAGGACGCUUUCCAUGGGGCUCUGAUGUUUGUAUCAAGUCCAGCUAAUCUACCUGUAGGGAACAGGUUGAGAAACAGAUACAUUGCGUGGUUAAAUGAAAAUCUAUAACUUGAGAAGGGUGCUUGAGUAUGCCUGGCUCAUCACGGAUGAAAUUGAGAUGUGUAGGAAAAUGGAGACGAUGUGAGAUUUUGGGUGUGAUUGCCAUGUUCAUUUUGUUGCCCUGCAGUGUCUGCAUUACAGCAUUUCUCAUCAUCUCCGGCAGGGAAAUCAGUUUGAUUCAUCCUAUGUGUUCUUUCAGUGUUUUCUUCUGAGCUUAAAACAAAGUGACUGCCCUGGGAUUUCUCUCCUGGCCAAGGCCAAAAGGGUUGUUGUGCCUGACCCUGCCUCUGCACAGCCUGCCUGGGCCUGAGGAACCCCUGGCUGAGCUCCGCUGCUUGCACUGCAGGCUCGGCUGGUGUGGAGUGUAGGACGUGAGGUUGGUUUUCUCACUUCUUCCUAUUUCAAUGUCGUGGCAAUAGGCUUGUGCAAAUGUGCAGCGUAGCCAUUUGCACACAAAAGGCAAUCUGAGGCCACUUGUUUCCUGCCCCCUCGUCCAAGGGGUGUGCUGGCGAGGACCCUGUGCUGCUGUGGGCAGAUGGUGCGAGCAGAGGUGCAGAGACCAGAUCUCAUGUAACAAACGGCAGUUUGCUUGUGAAACACUGUCCACUGCACGUCUGGUGUCUGUGCUGUUGUCCCUGCAGCACAGUUCAAGGUAAGCACUAGAGAACUGAAGGGGAUGGCUGUGGUAGAGUGCAAAUAUUAAAAAUAUGCAUCGCUCUUACUCAGUAAUUACCUUCAUUAAGCUCUGUACUAGAAGGAAAUAGUGUAACAGAACAGCACUGGAUGCCCAUCAGAUAAAGAAAGACUGCAAAGGUCCUAGCCUUAAAGUAACACUGCUGUGUAAUUAUGUUCUACUUACUAAACAAGGAUAAUUAGAACACAUAAUACUUAAAGCUGUUUAGUAACUUUUGCAUAUGAAUUUUUAAAAUGAAAUUAACUUAGCAGUAUUGUAGGCUUGAAGAAAUACAAUUUAGUUCUGUCUUGAACAAAUAUCCUCAAUAGAAAUGUGUUCUGUAUUAAGCACAAGUAUGAGAAGUUGUGAAUGAGUGCGCAUAUUGAUUAGCUAUUGAUUUUAGGUAGAUCGCAAAAUACCAAAAAUACUUCUAACAUCCUGUUUCGUCUUUUGCGUAAAAGAUUGAAUCUGCAAGAAUACUGUUUUUUUCUUGUUGUUUGUUUCCAACUGUGUAUACAGCCUGUUCAGAUGGAAUUGUCAGAUUGCUGUAUUUUUCAUCUUCAUUAUGUUGAAUAUAAACAUUAAACUUUUCUGAUUACAGUGUA
Anas platyrhynchos (mallard) is the source of this 2550-nucleotide messenger RNA. RefSeq names its product arylacetamide deacetylase (gene AADAC). The record is from RefSeq and is a predicted model, not a curated record. Gene Ontology annotation, molecular function: carboxylic ester hydrolase activity. NCBI's taxonomy places the organism in Eukaryota, Metazoa, Chordata, Aves, Anseriformes, Anatidae. Gene Ontology annotation, cellular component: membrane.